Messenger RNA from Naumovozyma dairenensis CBS 421, 600 nucleotides. RefSeq lists its product as uncharacterized. The coding region runs from base 1 to 600 and encodes 199 amino acids. Gene Ontology annotation, biological process: cellular response to oxidative stress. Lineage: Eukaryota; Fungi; Ascomycota; Saccharomycetes; Saccharomycetales; Saccharomycetaceae. The record is from RefSeq and is a predicted model, not a curated record. The transcript has a single exon.
AUGGCCGUCACUCUUCCAGCUAACACUCAAGUUUACUUAAACGCUAUCGCUGCCCGUCGUACUCUUUACGAACUAAAACCAGAAUUACCAGCUGAUGUCACUUUAGAAAACAUACAACAAGUUGUUCAAUCCAUCAUCAAGAACACUCCAACUGCUUUGAACUCUCAAGAAAACCGUGCUAUCAUCUUAAUUGGUGACGCUCACAAGAAAGUUUGGGAUCACGUUGUGAAAGCCAUUCCAGGUGAAAACGGUAAGAAGAGACCAACUUCUGCUAGAGAUGAAGCUUACGGUUGUGUCAUUUUCUUUACUGAACAAAACACCGUCAAGAAAUUCCAACAAGAUUAUCCAGCUGCUGCUUCUGCUUUCCCAGUUGCUGCAUCUCAUACCACUGGUGCUGUUCAAAUCAACUCUUGGACCGCUUUGGAAACUUUAGGUUUAGGUUGUCAUUUACAACAUUAUAACGAUGCUGUUAGAGAAGCUUUAAAUAAUUAUAAGAUCCCAGAAUCUUGGACAGUUAACUCUCAAUUAUCUUUCGGUAUCCCAAUAAAAUCUGCUGGUCCAAAGCUAUUCAUCGAAAACCCAGUUACCAUUUUCAAAUAA